AUGAACGGCAAUGGCGUCCUCUCCGACGAGGAACAGCCUCUCCUCGGGCGCAAACCCACCCGCCCGUCCCUCAUGUCAAAAUGUCGAAAGCAAAUGACGGCUGAAGUAUCGCGAUCAUGGGCAGAUCUCGUCCUGCUGCUAUGCUACGUCGUGACAGGAUUACUAGACAGCGCGUCAACACAAGUCUGGGGCGCAUUCGUUUCCAUGCAAACUGGAAACACCGUCUACGUCGGCCUCGGCAUCGCCACCAUCUUCAACCCGCCUAUAUCCGCACGACUCUACAAGUCUGGCAUUUCGCUGCUCUCCUUCUGCGUCGGGUCCUUCUUCUUCGCCCGCUUCCACCGCUACUUCUCCCCCAAGCGGAGAUGGGUUCUCUGCGCGUCCUUUGCCGCGCAGAUGCUGCUCAUUGUUGCGGCGGCGGUCAUCGUGACGGUUGUGCCGGCGCCGGAGGACGAGCAUUCCGUGGAUUGGACGGUGUUGCUGCCUCUUGCGCUGGUGGCGUUUCAGUCCUGCGGGCAGGCUGUGACGAGUAGGGCCCUCAAGUAUAAUGCCUUGACGAGCGUGGUCUUGACGAGCAUUUACUGUGAUUUGUUCUCGGACCAGGAGCUGUUCAAGUUUCAUAACGUGGAGAGGAAUCGGAGGGCUGCGGCGCCGUUGCUGUUGCUGGUGGGUGCUGUUGCGGGAGGGUUGUUCUCGCAUAGUUCUUUUGGGAUUCAGGGUGCGUUGUGGACGGCGGCGGGGAUUAAGUUUGUUAUGGUUGUGUUGUGGUUCUUUUGGCCGGCGGAGGAGGAGGAGAGUUGA
Molecule: messenger RNA, 801 nt
Organism: Pochonia chlamydosporia 170
Lineage: Eukaryota; Fungi; Ascomycota; Sordariomycetes; Hypocreales; Clavicipitaceae
Exons: 2
Coding region: 1-801 (266 amino acids)
Source: RefSeq, a predicted model, not a curated record